Messenger RNA from Trichophyton benhamiae CBS 112371, 375 nucleotides. RefSeq lists its product as uncharacterized. The transcript has a single exon. The record is from RefSeq and is a predicted model, not a curated record. NCBI's taxonomy places the organism in Eukaryota, Fungi, Ascomycota, Eurotiomycetes, Onygenales, Arthrodermataceae. The coding region runs from base 1 to 375 and encodes 124 amino acids.
AUGGGCGUCAGCUUUUUUUCAACUUCAACUUCGACUUUUCUUCUUCUUCUUCAUCAUCUUUCGUCCUGCAGCUUUCGAUUCUCCUAUCUUGAUGCAGUUGAUACCUCUGUAAGACACGUUGGCAGUGAGGAUAUUUCCUUGAAAUCACAGGACGGCUGGGUUAACGACGGCUUUUUCAGGCGAUGGUCGAUCUUCGGGCCGGCGUUUCACUUCCAAACCCAGCGCCUUGCUCCGUGGUGGUUCCUGAAUGACCGUCACGGCCAGCCAGCUGUUUAUAUCCAUCCAGAAGAGCUGCUGCUUGUUGAUCUCCGUCCAUCACAUCCUGCUGCCGAACCACUCUCUGCACUUACCACGGCGUUGUUGCCUGCCUCGUGA